AAACUUUAAAUGUCACUUUAAUAUUUUAUUUUGUACCCACAAAUUUGUCUACAUCUGUUCUGGAGCCGGUUUUUCUUGAUUUUUUUGUUUUAACAAAUCAUCCCAAAUGACUGCCCUAUCGAAACUAAAAAGCAAAAUGCGCUCACUCUUCCUAGUGACCACAGGCGCCGGUGUAUUCUUUGCCGGAUUCAAUCUACUCAAAGGAAAAGAUAAGUUCUAUGAUGAUUUUCUUAUGCCUCUUGCACGAAAAUGUCCACCAGAAACAUCCCAUCGAUUAGCAGUGUUAGGUUGCAAAUAUAAACUUUUUACUGGUCCAAAAAACGAGGAUCCCUCUAUUUUGUCUACUCCCUUUUUUAAUAAACAACUUAAAAAUCCAAUUGGGAUUGCAGCAGGAUUUGAUAAGCAAGGCGAAGCCAUUGAAGGGCUAGACAAAAUUGGUUUUGGCCUUGUAGAAAUCGGUUCGGUUACUCCAGAAGCACAACCAGGAAAUCCAACACCCAGAGUAUUUCUCCUAGAUUCUGAUCAAGCAAUAAUCAAUCGAUAUGGCUUUAACAGUGAAGGUCAUCGGGUUGUCUUCGAUCGUAUUAGUGACCUAAAGAAGGGUAACAACUUUAAGGGAAUUCUUGGAAUAAAUUUGGGAAAGAACAAAACAUCACCGAACGCUCUGGAUGACUAUGUCAAAGGAGUUAACUUAUUCGGGCCAAUUGCAGAUUAUUUAGUCAUCAAUGUGAGCAGUCCGAAUACUCCUGGCUUAAGGGACCUUCAGGGAAAACAAGAUCUCGAAAACUUGCUUACCGGAGUCAUAGAAGCCCGCAAUAAACUUCCUGUCAACAAUGGUGUUCCAGUUUUCGUCAAAAUCGCUCCAGAUCUAACAAAAAAAGAUAUUGAAGACAUAUCCUCGGUGGUGCUGAAGGGUAAAUGCAAAGUUGAUGGAUUAAUUGUGUCCAAUACAACGAUUGACAAAUCAAAAGUCAGUGAUGCCGAACUUGCCAAAGAAGCUGGCGGUUUGAGUGGUGCACCUCUAAAGUCCAAAUCCACGCAACUCAUUGCCCAGAUGUAUGCUCAAACUAAGGGUAAAAUUCCGAUUAUUGGAGUUGGAGGUGUAUUUAGCGGUAGUGAUGCUUUCGAAAAGAUCGAAGCUGGAGCUUCCUAUGUACAGUUAUAUACGGCAUUUGUGUAUCAUGGUCCGCCAAUAGUUACAAAAAUAAAAACCGAACUAGCCGAUAUAUUGGUUGAAAAGGGUUACAAAAGUGUUUCAGAGGUUGUGGGAAAAAAUUACAAGAAGUACCUUAAUAAUAAUUAGCAAUAGUUUUGUUUCUGUUCUACUUCUAAUUGAAUGCUGCACAAGCGCGCUAUGUUUGAAUCUUACGUCCUCAGCUUAAGUUCUUUUUUUUAUUAUACCUAAUUUGUUUAGAAAAAAGUUAAAAAGUUGAAAUAUAAAAUCGAAUUUUAAAGAAAAUUGUUAUGAGAAAGCAUAA
This is a messenger RNA of Eupeodes corollae, 1478 nucleotides long. It is a transcript of the gene Dhod, whose product is annotated as dihydroorotate dehydrogenase (quinone), mitochondrial. Gene Ontology annotation, biological process: 'de novo' pyrimidine nucleobase biosynthetic process; pyrimidine ribonucleotide biosynthetic process. The transcript has 3 exons. Gene Ontology annotation, cellular component: cytoplasm; mitochondrial inner membrane. Bases 107 to 1303 code for a protein of 398 amino acids. The record is from RefSeq and is a predicted model, not a curated record. NCBI's taxonomy places the organism in Eukaryota, Metazoa, Arthropoda, Insecta, Diptera, Syrphidae. Gene Ontology annotation, molecular function: dihydroorotate dehydrogenase activity.